AUAUUAUAAUAAUCUGAACUUGUUAAAUUAAGAUGUCAGGGCGGAUCAGAGUGGUUAACUACUUCAUAGUGUACGCACUCUCUCUCUCUCUCUCUCUUUCUAAAUAGUCUGAGCCUGUGAAAGGGGGGGGAGAAGCCUUGGAGUUGUUGUAGGUUUCUGUUAAAGACAGUUCGCUGUUUUGGGUGUUCCAAAGCUUUCUCUUCUAUCUUUCAAACUUGGUCCAACCUCCAACAUGUCAUUUUUGAUAAUUCUUUUCUGGCGAUGGAUGAUGGAGAUGACUUUGUAACAGUUCUUUUUCAUCAUAGUUUGUGAGAGAGAGAGAGAGAGAAAUGCCAUGAGCAACAAGAAUGAAAUAGAUCGCCUCAGCAGCUACUCAUUUUAUGCAGACAUGGGUUCUCUCUCCCUGGCUCCCAACAAUGGAGUAGCUUCUUCAGCCGCAGCAGUCUCUUCUUCACAGGAAAGUAACCUCUCUAAGAAUUCUGAGGUGGAAAACGGGAGAGCUUGUUGGGGGGGUUUUCACUCAAUUACAAGAAGCUUUGAAGAACACCACAGCAGCGACGCUGAGGGCAGUGAUGGUUUUGGGCAAAACAAUGCCAACCUUAAUGAUAAGAAGUCAAAGCUUUGUGCCAGAGGGCAUUGGAGGCCUGCAGAGGAUACAAAGCUCAAGGAGCUUGUCGCUCUUUAUGGCCCUCAGAACUGGAACCUUAUAGCAGAGAAGUUGGAAGGAAGAUCAGGGAAGAGCUGCAGACUGAGAUGGUUUAACCAGUUGGACCCAAGGAUAAAUAGAAGAGCUUUUAGUGAAGAAGAAGAAGAAAGGCUAAUGCAAGCUCAUAGAAUUUAUGGGAAUAAAUGGGCUAUGAUAGCAAGGCUUUUCCCGGGAAGAACUGAUAAUGCAGUGAAGAACCAUUGGCAUGUUAUUAUGGCAAGGAAGUUUAGGGAACAAUCCAGUGCUUACAGGAGGAGAAAGCUGGGAAAUCCAAGCGGAGAUGCAGCUGCCACAACAAGAACAGAACCGCUACCUUACUGUCUCAAUCUCUCCAACGGAGAACUCACCAAUAUUACUACUACUACUUUCCCCUUUGGAGCCUUUAAUGGUGGUGGGGUUGAUUAUGGCUUAAGCAGUGGAGGAGAAGCAAUCUCAAGGAACAGCAGCAGCAAGCUCCUUCCCUACACUGCUUUCUGUGCACAACAGACUCCUUUUGACUUCGUCCCGGGUUGUAAGGGCAAUGAGAUGAUGGGGAGGUUGAUGAGGCAGGGCAGAUCUUGGGAUGAAGGUUUGUAUCCCCACCAGCAGCAGCAGGCUCCUUUUUUGAUGGCAAUGCAACAGUCAAACUCAAACAACAACCACAGCCCAUACAGUUUAUUAGAGUCGUCGUCAGCAGCAAGGCCUCAAGUUUCAGCCAGUGAGCCUUCAUCAUCAGCUGCAGAAAGCAGGGUAGGCAGCCAAUUUGAGGGCAUUCCACCACCAUUCAUUGACUUUCUUGGAGUAGGAGCCACAUGAAGUUAGAAGCGAUGAAAAGCUGAAAACAAGCUUUCACAGAAAACCAUCAUAAGAAGAUGUGGUCCAUGAUCAAAUGAGAAGCCAUUAGAGGUAAACAGAAUGGAUUGUUGUUCCAGUUAGAUGACAGUACAAUAUCUGCAUCACUUUGUUCAACUCAUAUCCCCACCACCACCCUUCUUUUUCUUGUAACCCCCUCCCCCCCCUUGCUCACAUCAGACUCUUUCCCAAGGUGAAGCAAUAAAAUAAGUUAUAUGUUAU
Corylus avellana is the source of this 1759-nucleotide messenger RNA. RefSeq lists its product as uncharacterized. The record is from RefSeq and is a predicted model, not a curated record. Gene Ontology annotation, molecular function: DNA-binding transcription factor activity, RNA polymerase II-specific; RNA polymerase II cis-regulatory region sequence-specific DNA binding. Gene Ontology annotation, biological process: regulation of DNA-templated transcription. Gene Ontology annotation, cellular component: nucleus. Lineage: Eukaryota; Viridiplantae; Streptophyta; Magnoliopsida; Fagales; Betulaceae.